AACAUUUCUAGCACAGCUGUAAAGUUUGCACCGUUGACGUCAGACACAUUUAGUGGGACCGCUCGUUUUUUUGCCUACAGCUGUUUCAAACAAUGAUUUUUUGUGUUUGCGCCAUCAAGCAAUCCAAAUACGCAUUAUAACCAAGCAGUUAACAUGGUAACACAGCGACAAUUACUGAUAAACAGCAAGCGGGGCACCGCGACAGGGCUGUGACGGGGGGGUUAGUUAACCCGCUGCAUCGCCUGCUCCCUUGGGAAUGGGACAGUGCGUUGGAAAGCCCUAUGAUGAUGGUGCUUUGUCCCACAUCUUCUGCCUAGUCCCCAGGACUCGUCGAAAGGCAACCAAAUUUACCCUUCACAACAAGGAUGAGCCGUUGAGCCCGGAAGAGCAAGCCGUCGACGACCUAUUACGUCCAUUAUACGACCUUUCGUUAGAGGCGCGAUUUGGCACGCAGAUAUGUCAGCACGUCUUUGCAGCCCUAACUCGGGCUGCAAAGCUUGCUCUGUCGGAGCACGCCACCAGCUCGCAAGCCUCUGCUCGGCUGGCCCGGCUACGUGAGGUUGCCUGGGGGGUGGAGGAGCUACUCGCCAACUUCUCCUCCAGGGGCUGGCUGCUGCGCCUCCUGCGUAGCUCCCGCCUGGACGCCCUCAUAAAAUGGCGUCUGGACGAUGUAGCCGACCUGCUCAUCGAGCUCGCGACGCCGCCCUAUCCUGGCGCCGAGCCCUCUGGCGCCGGCCUGGCUGCGCUAGAGGAGUUGCGCAACGAGGGGCUGAAGCAGGUGGCGGCGGGGUUGCGCAGCGCGAGGCGGCUGCAGGAGGCGGUGGCCAGCCAACUGCGUCUGGUCCUGGCGCCGCAUGGUGGCGCGGGCGAUCCGACGGCGAUGGAGACGUUUCUGCGGCGCAUCAAGCCUAUGGUGCAGGGCGGUGAUGAGGACUUGCGGCAACUUGAGCUCGAGGAGGAGGUGCAGAUUGCCGUGGCCUCCAUGUCGGUUGGGCCCCACCGAGCUCUGCGGCAUCCAGACCUUCAGCUGUUCUGGUGGCGUCAUAUGGCGGGUCUGGAGGAGGUUCCCUGGAGCACGCUCUGGCCACACCUCGCCACCUUCCUCGCCAACUCGCCGCGCCUGUCGGACGGCGCCGGGAACACGCAGCUCGCACUUGAAGUGCUGCAGUCUCCCGAGCUGGUCCGUGUCCUACAAGCUGCCGUCCACCGCAUGGGCUAUGCCAACUACGUCAACGCAGCCGAGCUUGACAUGGCGUUUGGCUCCGGAACUGGCGGUGGCUGUACGACACUGGACGAGCAACUCCGCCUGCUGGUGUCUAGCGACCGUACCAUCCUGCUGGCGCGCACCAGCAAGGGCGCGCGGGCAGAGGGCUGGGCACAUGAGGCGGCAGCAGCUGCGGCUGCUAGGCAGGCGGCGGCAGUCACCGCUGCUGGUGAAGACGAGGAUGAUGAGGCGGAAAUAGAUGACGAGUGGUUUGAUGCGGGGAGCAGCUUUAGCGGAAGCGAGAACUACGUGUCCGUAGGGGCGGCCACCGAGGACGGCAGCAUGUCGUCUGCUGGUCGCCGCGCGCCGCCUAGUCAACCCACCGCAACCCCAGCCGACCGCGCCAACAUGACACCUUGGACCACCGGGCUCACCCCAUCCAUCGCCGCCUUCAGCAGCCGGCGAGAGACCCCAACCGCCAGCUUCAGGCCUGCAGAACGAGACCCCGCGGCGCGCGUCUCCGCUCCUCGGGCUGCGCCAACACCCGCCAACAACACCUGCACAGCUGCCGCAGCAAUUCCAACACCACCUGUUGCAGCUGCUGCUGCUCAGGCUGCAGCACCUCCUGUUGACGACGCCCGAAUUCGGCCCAGGAGGCUCAGCUUUGGUGGGCGUGAGCUGGCUUCGGAGCUGGCGUCACCCUCCGUUGGCUCCAUGGAGUCUGGCCUGUCGCGGCUGGUUGGGCGGGAUGAGGACUUGAAGCGCCUGAUCGACGCCAUCCUUGGCAACCCCGUUACUGGCGGCCCCUCGAGGCGGAUGCGUUCUUCCCGUGAUAAGCCCGUCAGGACGUCCACAAGUGCUGCGGCGGCGGUUGCUGCCGCGAAGUCGCAGGCCGCAGCGGCGGCCGUCGCGGCUGCCAGUGCGACUGCACCGCAGCCGCCCCCACCGGCUGUGCUGUUGGUGUCUGGCCCACGCGGUUGCGGCAAGACGGCGCUUGUUACCGCGGCGGCAGAUCGGCUUGUAUCCAGUGGUGCAUGGACCUGCGUUGCCUUUGCUGACGUGCGCUGUCUAGCGGGCGCAGAGGAGGCCGCACUGGCAAUGUCGCUGGCGCUGAAUGUGCCCUUUUACGCGGCCGACCGGGCGGCUGGGGCACGGCUGCUGUCGUGGCUGCGGACCCAUGGGUCGCGGCUGAAGCAGGGAUUGGUCUUGGAUAAUGUGGACAUGCUGCUUGGAAUGGGCAAGGAUGAGGCGAUGGAGGCUGCUCGCGUUGGUCCGGCCUUCCCCGCAACACCUCGCUCCACCGUCAGCCCCUCCCCGUCGGGCGGCGGCACAACGUCCAUCGGUGGCUACUCGUAUGCUUCCGCUGGCGGCGGCAACUCUUCCAUGGGCGGUACGGGCACCUUGUACCGCUACGGCCACUCCCAUGGCCCCAUCUCGCACCGCUCGUGGCACCGCAACACGCCGCGCCUAAGUGCAGACGCCGUCGCGGAAGACCGGCGACGUCGCAUCCUACGGCUGCUACGUGACGUGGCAGCUGCUGCUCCAGGCCUGCGGUUGGUGCUGGUUUCAGGGCCUGCUGCCACACGGGAGAUCCUGCAGGCGGCAAUGCCCCAUGGUCUCUCCGUCCGCUUCUUUUCCGUGGAGCACCUGUCCCCUGAGGCCUCCCGCCAGCUGCUGCACAACACCAUCUCAUCAGCCAACCUCAGUCACCACAACCAACCCGCCACUAAGAACAACAGCAUCAUGGAGCUGGCAGCCGAUGAGGCCCUGCGGGACGCGCAGCUCAAGGUCAUCUCCAAGGCCUGCGACCAUCUGCCGGGGCUGCUGCGGCUGGCGGGAGCGGGUGUGCGCUGCGGUACCGUGGACUUUGUCAUGCUAGCGGAGGCAGCAGCGGAGGCUCUGCGGCGAGGCAACGCAGCGGAUACACCCGAGGCAGCCCUGGCUGCCUUUGCCGCGCACUUAGUGUCCCAUAGCGUCGCCUGCCUGCCCAACGACGCGCGCGCCGUGCUGUGCUGUCUUGCCUCGCUGGGCUGCGCGCUGUGUGAGGAGGACGUGCUGGCGGCGGCGGCCUUCCUGGGCCACCCGGGGCUGGUGCGGGCGGGGCUGUGCUGCCUGUACGACAGAGGCCUGCUGUGCUUCCAGGACCUGGGUCAGCGGCACGAAGUUAUUGGCCACGUGCGCUGCUGGCUGCUGCGCAGCAGCCCGCCGCUGAUUGCGCCUGUCGUGCAUGGUACUUCAGCUGGAGGCGGCGGCAGUGGUGCGGGCAAGGGCAGCCGCAGCCCAACCAACUCGGGCGGCAGCGGGCACUCGUUUGGACGCACGGGCUCCACGAGUGGUGGUGGUAAUGGCGUGUCGGGCGCCUCGACUGGCUCAACGGGUGGUCGCGUGGAUAAGGCGUACAACAGCAUGACCUCAAAGGAGACGGGCAUUCGGUUGCGCUCCCUGGUGGAGUAUCUGGACGAGCUGCUGACUCAGGUUGGCAACCUGUACGCCAGCGGCUGCCGCAUCUCCGCGCUGCGCCUCUACAACAACAGCCGCACGCUGGCGGACCGAGCGCUGCUGCUGCUGCCCGCAUGGUUGCGCCGCGCGGGGCCAUCUAGCGCCACCGCCGCACUCUUCGCCGCAGCCAUGGCUCGCCACCUCAACGGCGUCUGCCGCCACAUCCUGCUACCCGGCCAGCUGACCCGCGCCGCCAGCGACCUCGCCCUCAUGGUCCCCGCGCUGCCCUCCCUGCAAGACCGCCUAGCUAACCACGUCGCUACCUCACGCGCGCACGUGCACCUCAUGUCCCUCCAACGCGCCGUACACCAGCUUAGCGCCGCUGAUGCGCUGGCGCAGCAGCUGUACCCCGCGCUAGCGGCGGCCCUGGAGGCGGCGCAGUACGGUGCGCCGCAGACGCCGCGCACCCCGCGAACGCCGAGGACACCGGCGAUGGGGGCCACCGUGACGCCGAGGAGUAGAGGUGUGGUGGUGGCGGGCGCUCAGCGAGCGGGUGCAGCGGUGGAGACCACGCCACGGUCGAAAGUACGUCAACUGGCAGCGGGAAAGCAGCAGGCGGAGAAGCAGCAGCCGCAAGUGCAGGCGCAAAAGCAGGUGCAGCUGAAGUUUGGCAGGAAGCAGCGCGGCAGCGGAGGCGGCGCUGGAGGAGCAAGUGGCAACGCGGUAAAGCGGGCGGCGAGCCUGUCCAAGCUGCCCCCACAGGCGGCGCAGCUGGCCCUGGCGCAUGCGGAGGUUGCAUCAGCAGCUCGGCAGUACGGCACUGCCGUACGCUUCCUCACGCUGUUCCUGGACUGUCUGACAGCAACCGGCCAAUCGCAGUCCCUGGAGGCCACGCAGGCCCACAUGCAGCUAGGCGACCUCAGCUUGAGACUGGGCCGCCCCAAGACGGAGGCUGUCAUGCAGUACGAGAUUGCAACCAACAUGCUGACUCAGCUGUACGGACAAAGCCAUUUCCGCGUCGGCCGUGCCAUGCUCGCGGCGGCGCGCUGCAGCCCGGACUUCCUGAGUACGACAGCCCUCUCCAGCUCCUCCUCCGCGGAUGGCUCCGCUGUGGACGGGGUUUCGGAACGGGACGCGGGGAGCAUCUCUAGGUUCGGCCGGCGCAAGGCGAAGUUCGCAGGCGCUAGUGGCGCGGCGGGUGCAGGUGCCGUGACCUUCCGGCGGCGGCCCAUUGCCAUUUUGCUGCAGGACUGCUUGUACGUGCAGCAGCUCUCCCAGGGCAAGUUCAACCUGGAUGUGGCGGAGGUGGAGGUGGCCCGUGGGUCGGUGCUGUGCCGCCUUGACCGUCCAGAUGAGGCGCUCUGCUGCGGAUUGGUGGCGCUGGGGAUUGUGCUGGAAGUGCUUGGGGACGGCACGCCUCAGGUGUCCGAGUGCUUGGACCUAGUAGCCACAGCCCUGCGGCUACAACACCGCCACGACGCAGCGGCGGCCGUCGCCCUGCACGCCCAUGCCAUCCGCGUGUACGACGCAGCCGCCGCCGCCGCGUCCGGCAGCGACAGCGGUGCCCUGGGCAGCGUGCCGGACAUCCGACCGCCGCCCACAGAAGCCCUGGUACGGGAGCAGCUCGCAAACCACACCACCUCAACCACCAUCAUGGUGCCCGGAAUUCCGCGGCCUGAGAUGGAAUGGCUGACGGAUCAGGAGCGCAGCGCCGCAGCUUCGGAGGUGUCCGUGUCAGUCGGAGGCGCUCGCGAGGAGGGAACUCCGCUGCUGGAGCGCUCUCCGCUGGUGCGUGUGCCGCUGCCGGACUCCGCGCCUCCCUCUCCUGGCGGUUCUGGAGGCGCGUCCAAGGGCGCGUCUUCCACGCUAGAGCCCUCGCCGUUGCUGGUGGUGCUGCUGCCCUUUGGCGGCGAUACCGGUAGCCAGCAGCAGCAAGACGCCCAGGAGCAGCAGCAGGCCUCGCAGCACCCCUCGCAGGCCUCCCGUGGCUCACGAGCUGCAUCCAAGUCGGCGUCUUCAACGGCCACAGCCUCAACAACCGCCACGUCAGCAGCAGCUGCGGCGAAGGCUGAGUCGCAGGCUGGGAGCGAGGAGGCUGCCGUAUCCGAGGUCGGCAGUGGCGGAGAGCGCGUUGCCAGCACUACUGCCGCAGCUAGUGUUGCCGUACAACAUGUGCCUCAACCGCCGCCCCUCGCGCCCGUGGACAGCAUGCCCUGCAGUAUGGGACCGGAAGUGUCAUUUAAGUCUUCCCCGCGGCUGCAGCCGGAGCCGUCCAGUCCGAACGCCGAAACUCCAGCUGACCAGAGCAGCAGCGCGGCCUCGGCCUCGCCUACGUCGCCCUUUGCGAACAUGGCGACUGCUUCGGCGGUGGCUGUGGCUGCUGGGCUGGAUGGUGGGGCGAUGGCUGAGGACCAGCAGCAGCGUCAUUCCGCUGAGCCCGCUAAGGAGGCGGAUGAGGAGGUGGCCGACGAGCGCCAGCAGCUGCAAAGCCUAUCAGGAGAGGCCGACACGGUGAUUCUGGCUGAGGCCGUCACCGUACUCCGGGAGCCGGCUAAGGAGGAUGAGGCGGCGGAAGAGGAGGAUUUACAGUCAGCUCAGGAGGAGAGCGAGGAGCCGCUAACGCUGCUUGAAGAUGCCCAGGGGUCCGAGGUCCUACCGCCACAGCAGGAUCCUGUCGUGGAUCAGCCUGCCGAGGAGCCGCUUGAGCAGCAGGCCUUGCCGGCGGUGGUGGCAGCUGCUGUGGUUGCGGAGGAGGAGCAGCUUGAGACGGUUGCGAGAGCGCAGGCGGACGCGGAGGAUGAGGAGGUUCAAUCGCAGUUUGUGGAUGCCGCGUCGGUUCUCCCCGACGCCGACACUGACGCCGGUGCCGCUGGUGAGGCGCUGUCGGCGUCCUGGGAUGCGGGUCUGGUCCAAGAGCUCCUGCCCGUGAGCAGGAUGCCCUCGACUGAACGAUUGCCUUCGAUCGAGCGGCUCUCCUCUACCGAGCGGUUCACGUCGAGUGAGAGGCUGCCCUCGGGUGAGCGAUCCCUGGCCGAAAUCCUUGCGUCAGGCAACGGCAGCUUCUUCGGCGGCGUCGCCGGCAUGCUGGCAGAGGAGGAAGAUGAUGUGGAGGAUGAGCCUCAGGUGGUGGGGUCGCUGGUGGCGGACCUUGUCGCGAAGGCGGUGGUGGUAUCGCCAGGCGACGAGUCAGUCACGUCGCCAAAGGUUGUGGCGAUAGCUGUGGCGGAGGUGGUUGAGGAGGCGCCGGGAUCCCUGGCUGUGGUGCUGCCAACGGCGGUGACAUCGUCAACGGAAGUGGUAACGCCAGCGGAGACGGCGACGUCGACUGAGGCGGUGACACCGAUGGAGUCGGGAGCGACGCCGACAGAGUCUGGAGCCGCAAAGGCGUGUACGACAACGGCUGAGGAGCUAGCAGGGGCUGUGGCUGCAGCGAAGGCGACGAUGCUGGCGGAGGCGUCCACGCAGACGGAGUCGCCGGCGACAUGGCAAGCAACGUUGGCGGCGGCGAUGGCAGGAACGGUAGCAGCAGUGCAGGAGACGGCUGAGGCAGCUGCGCCAGCGACGGAGGCUGCAGCAUCGUCUCCGGCGGACGGAGAGGACAUCCCGGCAGCGGAGGAAGCCCUGGUGACGGAGGAAGCCCCGCUUGCAGAGGAAACCCCGGCGACCGAGGACGUCCCGGUUGCAGGGGAGAUGCCGGCCACAGAGGAAGCCCCGGCGACGGCGGAGGUCCCGGCCACGGAGGAAGCUGUGAGUGCCGAGUCCCCGCUGCCGCUUUCGGAGGAGGCUGUAUCGGACUCGGAUCCCGUAGCGGUGGCUGUGCCACUGGACCUGUUGGCGAUCGUAUCAUCGACACCGGCAACCGAUGAGCUGUUGGCGACACAGGAGCUGGUGCCCUCUGACUUGACGCCAGCAGUUUCUGCGGGAUCCGUGGAAGCAGCGGCAGAGGAGGCCGAGGCCGUGUUGGUGGAGGUGGAGAUGGAGGUUGCAAGUGAACUGGCUGAGGGCUUGGAGGAGGAGGGCGAGGAGCAGCAGCCGCUGUCCGUUGAGCAGGCGAUGCCAGCUGAGGAGACGCCGUUUGAGGUGUUGGUAACUGAGGAGAUGACGCCAGCUGAGGAGACGCCGGUUGACGUGGUGGCAGCUCAAGAGGAGACGCCAGCUGAGGAGACGACGCCGGUUGAGGUGAUAAUAGCUGAGGAGACGGCGCCAACUGAGGAGGAUGUGGUGGUGUCUGAAGAGGCGAUGCCAACGGAGGAGGUUUUGGAGGCAGUGGAAGAGGCGAUGCCCGCUGAAGAAAUAAUCGCAGCUCAGGCGACGGCAGCUGAGGAGAUGGCAGAUGAGGGGGCGACGGCAUCUGAGUAUAUGCCAGCUGAGGAGGCAACGGCAGGCGGGCAGAUGGCAGAUGAGGAGGCGAUGCCAGCUGAGGCCUUAGCAGCGGCAAUGCCGGAGGAGUUCCCCGCCCAGGCUGAGCUUGACGCGUAUGAAGUGUUGGAUGCCUCCUGCGACGCUACCUCCGAACCCGGUUCGAGCUCCCCAGCACACAGCCCUGCUGCUGGCAGCAACCUGCCCGUGUCGCCCACCCAGCAGCAGCCCGACGCCCCCCACGUCGUCUCUCCUUCCGCCGACGCCGCUGUGCCCACCGCCAGCAGCACCGCUGAGCCGGGCCAGCAGCCUGCAGAGACCUCGGUGGCCUCGGCUUCCAUGCAAGUUCCGGCUGCCACGACGCCCUUGGUCCCAGGUCCUUCCAUGACCCCCGUUUCGCCCCUAUCCCCAACCAGCCCGCAGCCCUCCGACCCUGGGUCAGGCAGCCCUCUGGCGUUCAGUCCCGAUGUACGAUUGCCACCUCCGCCUAUGGGCAACCUGGUCGCUGUGUCCACAACCGCUGCAGCGGCCGUCAGCCUUAACUGCAGCUUCUCCGCUGGCGGCGGCAUCCGUCCUGCCGCGACCGCCACUGUCACCGCUUCUGCCGAGAAUGUCGUCACCACGGACUCCGCUGCUGCCAGCGAAGCCGAUGAUGCGGAGACGCCAUUCGUACGGCCGGCGCGCUUCUGCUUCUCGCCGCAUGCGCCGCCGCCGACGCAUGAAGAGGGAGCGCUAGCUCACCUCAACCGCGUGUUUAAUGCGCAGGUGGGGCCGGAUGCGGCCGCUGCAACUGAACGCGAGGUACCCCAUGAGUGCAGCACCGACUUUGUCCCCCGUGCGCUGUCAAUCCGUGCGACCAUGCCCGCAUCAUGCCCCGCCGCCGGCGAGGCGCCCGAGUCGCCAGUCGGCCCACGCGAGCUAGACUUCAACUGCACCUACCCCAGGAAAGCAGACACCACGGCGGACAGCGAUGCGAUGGCGGACAGCGCAGAUGCGGCGAUUGAGGUAAAUACGCCUUCCAUGGCGGACAUGGGCGAUUUGCAGGCCGAGCCAGCAGUAGCAGUUGAGCCCUCGGCAGCAUACCAUGCUUCACCAGAAGCGCCGGAGUCAGCGGAGGAGGCGGAAGCCGGCAGGUCCGACGACGCAGCAGUAGCAACAACACCGGUUGCGGAGCCCUACGCUGACGAGGCGACUCCGUCAACAGCCGCGUCGGAAGAGGCGAUGUCCACGCCCGCAUUGGCUGGCGACCAUCUGUGUAGUGAGCAUGCAUCCGCCCUGGAGGCUGGCUUGCAUUCAGAAACGCAAGAUGCGGACGACGUCAGCUUCGGCAACGCCAGCCCAGCUCAUGGCGCCGGGAGCGAGCUGCCUGCCACUCCGGACAUCCCGCUUGAGGUUAGCAGCGAGGAUGAAUCCGCUCUGGUAUCCUCGUCGGCGGGCGGUGCGCACUCGCCUUGCGACGCCGCCAUGUACCACGGCGGCAGCAGCGCAUGCAGGUUUGGGGGGUACGGCGACGACGCUGAGAGCGGCGUCAUGAGUUCGGACGUGCCGCUGGAGGUCAGCGAGGAUGAGGUUGCGCCGAUGGAUGCUGCUGGGCUGCAAGGCGAGGUUGCUGAGUACUAUGGGGCUCUUCAGGGAGGAUGCGUUGAUAGCCACCACAGCCCCUCAGGCAGCAGCGCUUCGGGCAACCGCAGUAGCCCGCUGGGCAGCGCUUCAGGACGCAGCGAGGAGGAGGAGGAUGGCCACAGCAGUGCAGCGCUGGCUUCCGUGUAUGAGGAGAACGAUGAGGUGCUGUUGGAGCCGGAGCAGGAGGGGGCGGCUGAGGGUGUCGAGUCGGGAGCUGCGGAUUGUGGCUCCAGCGCUUGCGAGGGUAGCCCAGGUGGCGAGGCUGCGGAGGAGCGGGACGCCGAGCUAUGGGGAGAGGUUGCCGCCACAGACGGCGGCAGCCUGGGCUACACCUCCUGUGGGGCCAGGGAGGUUAGCUUCUGGGAGGCAGAUGAAGAGCAGGGGGUGGAAGCGGAGACGCAUUGCGAAGCUGCUUCAGGUAACGACAGCAGCGCAGGCAAUGGCGUCGCAGUUGGACAGCAUGACGGAUGCGUCGUCCAGGCGCCGCUCGCCGUCAGCACGGAGGAGAAGGCAGAUGAGCAGCUGGCUAAGGCACGCGACGAGGUGGCCGCUGAUGGGGCUGAUGAGGAGGUGCAGGCGCAUUGCGAAGCUGCCGCCGACUGUUGUGACGGCAGCGCAGGCAAUGACGCCGGUGCGACCAACGCCGUCGUCGGCGCCUGGCACGAGCAGGCGAGCGAGGAAGCUGCACCGAGCUGGGCGCGGCAUUGCGGGGCGGCGGCUGUUGCAGUCGUGCCUGGCAGUUUACACGUUGCUUGCCCGCACGGCGGCGACGCUGAGGGCAGUGACGUCAUCAGCAGUGAGCUCGUGCUGCUGACGGUUGAGGAGGUGCACGGAGCUGUGCCUUGCGAGGCUACGAUCCCUGAGGAGGAGGAGGAGAGCGCCGCAUGCGAGCGGAGCCUGAGUGGAGGCAACGCCUCAGCGGAGCUUGAGCAGGAGGCCAGCAUGGAGGGUGGCCUGCCUUUGCCUGCUGGUGGUUAUGAUGAGCAGGAAACGGCGGCGGAGGUGGAGGAGCUCGGAGCUGCUGCCUGUCCGGCUGCUGCUGACGGCAGCGCCGGCGACAACACCUCUGCUGACGACGAAGCGCCCAUGACUCCGGCGGCGGAGCCCGCGGACCCACCUCAAAUCACAGACCUGCUCCCUGCUGCAUCUCUGGGUCUAGAGCCAGGCAGCUGCGUGGCGGCUCCCCUGCUGCAGCCCGCCACAGCUUCCGCUCCCGAAGUCUCAUGGGCAGUAGCGGCAGCGGCGGGCAUGGCACACUCGGCGGCGGCAUGCGCGCCAGUCGACGACAGCCCUGCUGACGACGCGGGCGCCGCCUGCACCGCAGCGCUCGCAUCCCACGUCUGCAGCCCCAGCGCCAGCGCCAGCUCCGGUCCUAGCCGCGGCAACUCCCCCUGGCACUCCCACCAGGCCGCCGCCGGGCCCAGCCCGGUUCAGCGCCGGCGCCCUUUUGGCAAGCGCUCCCCUGGCUCGCUCACCUCCUCACCGCCGCGAACGCAGCAGGAGGCCCAAGCCACCAAGUCCUCGCCCUCCCAACGGGCAUCACCUUCCAAGACGUCGCCGACUCGCAGGGUUUCGCUCAACCAGUCCUCGCCGCCAUCACGUAAGCAGUCCCCCAAGGCAUCACCUCCCAAGCGGCGGCUAUCCACGCCUGGGGAUUCCUCCCCGGUAACCUGGGGCGCCCCGGCCUCCAGGGGCAGGGCCAUGCUGCCCCUGCGCUGCAGCUCCGAUGGCGGCAGCGUCACUCGCCGUACUCCGUACCAAACGCCGUCUCCUCCGCCACUGCCCCUGCCGCCGCCGCGCUCUGCGACGCCAACCACGACCGCUGGUCGCACGCCCCGUGCGACACCCGCCACAGCAGGACAGGGUCACCGCAUUCCUCCGCCGCCGGCAUCCUCCACCCCCACCUCCUCCCUGCCGUACCACCGACCCGGCUUCAGCCGCAUCCCGGCUGCACCGUCCUCCGCCAAGGUUUUGAGCUUUACACCGCCACGGGUCGCGGACGCUCACUCGCCGGCCGUCACCGCCACCCCGUCCGGCUCCCAGAACCCUGUACGGCAGACCCCGACCCCUGGCGCCGUACGUGCCACGCCGCGCCGCAUACCCACCGGCCCGGUGACGACGCCUUCCAGCGCAGCCGCAGCUCCAGUCGCAGCACCUGUGGACCCCUCCGCCGCUGCUGCUACAGCCACUGCGGCGGCUGCGCCGACGGCCCCUGCAGCGCCAUCCAACAACAGCUCCCUGGACAGUGCCUUCAUCACGUCUCCAGCUGCUCGGCUAGCGGGGUCGUACACGGCGGCCUAUCUCAAGGCCAAGCACCAACCCUCAGAGGGCGUGCAGCAGCAGCCUCAGAUGCGUCGCGGGCCCAGCAUCACUCCAUCCAUUGCGGGUGCUCCAGCCAACAGCUCCUCUCGCCCCUCUGGCGGCGGCUCCAUCCUGCCCCACAACUCAGCCAAUACCGCACCUCGCGACCCACGGGUCCCUCGCGGCGUCAAGCUGCACAACCCGCUCUUCGUGACCAACAGCACCGCCGCCAUGGACCUUGAUCUGAAUGGCGGCGUCUCCGCGACUGCCUCCAUCUCCGUCUCAGCCUCCAUGGAUGACUAUGAGGCAGAGCACGAUGAGGACCAGGAGUACGAGUUGUACCGCCAGGCACGCAUGGCUAUGGAGGCAGGCGGCGGCGCGGCCGUGUUGUCCGCGGCCGCGGCGGCCCAACGCCCAGCUCGCAACCACCGCUACCAGCCCGGCCUUGCAAGCUCGCAGGAGGACGUUCUUCCCGAGCAGUCGGAGGAGGAGGAAGAGGACGGCGAGGGAGCUCCCAUGCGGGGUUUGGCUCGCCAGUCGUCGCCAGCGUUGCAGCAGCAGCCGUUGCCGCAGCUCCGGGAGGGGCUCAGGAGUGGCAGUGGUGUUAGUAACAACGGGCGUCGCAGCACAUUUGGCGGCAUGGGCAGCAGCAACGGCGACCUCGGACAGAGCGGGAGGAGGUUUACCAGCAACGGCAGCGGUGCUGGGGGCUCAGUUGGUCGUAACGCGUUCGGGCGCUUCGGCUACACUGGAGGGGCCGGUAACAACGCUGCCGGCGGCAGUAGCCGCGCGAGCAGCGCUGCAAGCAGCGUCGGGAGCGUGCGCAGCGGCAUCCCAAAGCCUGCCGGCUUGAUGCGGUCUUGAGUUCCGGGAGGAUGUGAAACGCAAGUCAGAACGUGUGCCAUGUAUCCUCUUAAACCUGUCGUACAAUCGUAUGGCGUGUUAUUUACCCAUUUUCGUGCUCUGAGGUUGACCCCCGUUUCAUGUGACACCUGUGUGUGACUUGUGAUGUGUUGUAUCGACUUAGUCUGGCCCUUAUGUUUCGUUGUGUUACUCCAACUCGUUGCGGGGAUGAAGUGCGGCUGCGGGCUGUGUGGCUCCUGUGAGGCAGUGGUGACCCGUGGGUCGCAGUGGUGAGUGGCUUCGAGUGGUGUGUAGGUGGCAGGUGGGACGAGGGGCAAAGGACCGCGUGGUUGUUGUCACCCGGACAGGCCUUGCCAAAUGCAAGGGUCCGGGCUUUGGGUGUUUGCCUGAGUGUUGCGGGUUGUGCGGACUGUAGCCGGCAAUCCGGUGUUCAGGUACAUAAGACUCGCGGGUUGUUGUGCUGUGAGGCUGGUUGGCAUGUGUUUGGAAGGCGCGCUUUGCUCGUGUGGACGGGUCCUUUUGGGGGU
This is a messenger RNA of Astrephomene gubernaculifera, 13317 nucleotides long. NCBI's taxonomy places the organism in Eukaryota, Viridiplantae, Chlorophyta, Chlorophyceae, Chlamydomonadales, Astrephomenaceae. The record is from the annotation of a GenBank genome assembly.